Molecule: messenger RNA, 977 nt
Organism: Erigeron canadensis
Lineage: Eukaryota; Viridiplantae; Streptophyta; Magnoliopsida; Asterales; Asteraceae
Product: photosynthetic NDH subunit of lumenal location 4, chloroplastic
Exons: 5
Coding region: 110-790 (226 amino acids)
Cellular component (GO): chloroplast
Molecular function (GO): peptidyl-prolyl cis-trans isomerase activity
Source: RefSeq, a predicted model, not a curated record
GACUAGCCAGAAAUUUUGUCUAUUCCACUCACCAUCCACAAGCUCUAGAUAGACACUUUGACACUAACAAAAAACAUCACACAAACUCAAUCACACCAUUCUCAUAAAAAUGGCAAUCUCCACUCUCCAACCACUAACCACACCCUCCAUUAACCAUCAACUAUUAUACACUACCAAAAUGUACAUGACCCCCACCAUCAAAGCAUCAUCCAUGCAUAAUUCCAACUUAAAGUCAACCACUACUAGUACUAGUACUCCAAACUCAAAGUCAAGCAAGAAAAAGAGACUAUUGGAGAUAGGCAUUGGGUUGUUAGCUGCAUCAAUGGUGGCAGUGUCAUCUCCACUUGAUGCAAAUGCAACAAGAAUUGAGUAUUAUGCAACUGUUGCUGAACCACCUUGUGAGCUCCAGUUUGCACCUUCUGGACUUGGUUUUUGUGAUGUUGCUGUUGGCUUUGGUGAACAAGCUCCUUAUUCUACCCUUAUUAAUAUUCAUUAUACUGCAAGAUUUGGAGAUGGGAUAGUUUUCGACAGCACUUAUAAACGUGGCAGACCUUUAACUAUGCGCAUUGGCGUUGGAAAGGUGAUCAAGGGACUUGAUCAAGGAAUCUAUGGAGGCGAGGGUGUUCCACCUAUGCUUGUUGGUGGAAGACGUAAACUUCAAAUUCCUCCAGAGUUGGCAUAUGGACCUGAACCUGCUGGUUGUUUUUCAGGUGACUGCAAUAUACCGGCCAAUGCAACACUCCUUUAUGACAUUAACUUUGUGAAUGUCUACUCGGGUAAUAGAAAGUGAUGAUGGCAAGCAAUGGUGCGUUAGAAUUAGAAAGGUAUAAAACUAUAAACGGCAGGCUGUUGGCUGAUGUACAAUUAAGUGAGUUUUUCUAUUAAAGUUGUUCAUCAACAAUCACAAGUAUUGAUAUGUACAUAUUGAACAAUUGUUCAUAUAAACUAGGAAAAUAAUCUAUCAGUUUAAAACAAAA